Melitaea cinxia (Glanville fritillary) is the source of this 1133-nucleotide messenger RNA. RefSeq names its product gastrula zinc finger protein XlCGF26.1-like. NCBI's taxonomy places the organism in Eukaryota, Metazoa, Arthropoda, Insecta, Lepidoptera, Nymphalidae. Gene Ontology annotation, molecular function: RNA polymerase II transcription regulatory region sequence-specific DNA binding; DNA-binding transcription factor activity, RNA polymerase II-specific. Gene Ontology annotation, biological process: regulation of transcription by RNA polymerase II. The record is from RefSeq and is a predicted model, not a curated record. Gene Ontology annotation, cellular component: nucleus. The transcript has a single exon. Bases 1 to 1089 code for a protein of 362 amino acids.
AUGACAAUAUAUGAGAGGCUUAAUGCCGCGACUUUUCUAGAAACGACAACAGUCAAACCAUUCUUUUACCAACAAGCAAAUUUCAAAUGCUUUUAUUGCACAGAAGUUUUUCCCGAAAUUCAGUCCGUAUUACAACAUACGGCUUACCACUCGGUUCCUGAAAGAUCGAGUCUCCUCAAACAAUAUUUAAGAAAAGGGAAACGCGUGAUAAAAGUCGAUAUAUCUAAUUUAAGGUGCAAGUUAUGUGACCAAAAAUUUUCAGACCUCGAUGAUACUAGAAAACAUUUGAUGUCCAUGCACAAAAAAGAGUUUAACACCGCUGGAAAUGGACUCAUGGCAUACGAUUUGAGUAUGAACAAUGGUGUUCUUUCUUGUCAUAAAUGUGGAAAAACCUUCAAUUCCUUUUUUCUGCUGAACCGACACAUGAAUGCGCAUUACAGUGUCGUUUGCGAAACUUGCGGGCUCGGUUUCAGUUCGCAUCAACGUUUGAUCAAUCACAGGAUAGUCCAUCAGAAUGGUGUGCAUAAAUGCGAUAGAUGCCAAGAUGUAUUUCCAACGAAAUUAAAAUUAAGGUACCACAUAUUUAAGAAACAUGAAAUUUCAAAUGCAAAGCGUGUUAAACCAUUGAAAUGUCCACAUUGUUUGGAAAGGUUUUCGGAGCACUAUCGUAAAAUGACGCACUUGAAAGAGGCGCAUGGAAUAACUUUUACGUUUGAGUGUCAGGUAUGCAAAGCGGUUUUACCAACGCGAAGAGCUUUAACGGAACACACUACAAAGCAACACACUCAAAAAAUACAGUGUAAGGUAUGCGGAAAGUGCUUCGGGACUAAGUCACUUUUGAAGAUGCAUGCCCGUGGCCAUACUGGUGAAAGGAAUUUCUUUUGCAGCAUAUGCCAGAAAGCGUACAUGCAUGAGCGGACACUACGUCAGCAUAUGCGGGUGCAUGGACCAGUGUUGAAGUUCACGUGCUGUGAAUGCGGUAGUGGCUUUCAUAAUCGUAACGAUUACAAUAAACAUAUGAAGCAGUGGCAUCCACAGUGGCAGUUUAGGACAAUUGUUAAAAAUUUUGGUACUGAAAUUGUAGAUUGAAUGUGAUGUACAAUUGUCUGAUGAAUAAAUAAUGUGAUAAUUAA